Messenger RNA from Mercurialis annua (annual mercury), 982 nucleotides. Its product is annotated as probable glutathione S-transferase. Gene Ontology annotation, biological process: glutathione metabolic process. Bases 149 to 808 code for a protein of 219 amino acids. Gene Ontology annotation, cellular component: cytoplasm. The transcript has 2 exons. The record is from RefSeq and is a predicted model, not a curated record. Lineage: Eukaryota; Viridiplantae; Streptophyta; Magnoliopsida; Malpighiales; Euphorbiaceae. Gene Ontology annotation, molecular function: glutathione transferase activity.
CUUGACAUUAACUCUGGAAGCUCCUCGAACCAAACCAAACCCCUUACUCCCAUACAAAAUUCUGCUAUAUAUACACCUCCAAUUCAUCACCAAUCUAAUUCACAAAACCAAAUCAAAUCAAAAACAUUCACAAGCAAAUCAAAUCAAAAUGGGCGAUGAAGUAACUCUGUUAGAUUUCUGGCCAAGUCCAUUUGGAAUGAGGCUGAGGAUCGCAUUAGCAGAAAAAGAAGUGAAACAUGAGUAUGUCGAAGAGGAUUUGAGAAACAAGAGCCCUCUUCUGUUGAAAAUGAACCCAGUUCAUAAGAAAAUACCAGUUCUGAUUCAUAAUGGAAAACCCGUUUGUGAAUCACUCAUUGCUCUUCAGUAUAUUGAUGAGGUUUGGCAUGACAAGUCUCCUCUUUUGCCUUCUGAUCCUUACUCUAGAGCUCAGGCGAGAUUCUGGGCUGAUUUUGUUGACAAGAAGAUAUAUGAUCAUGGCAGGAAGAUAUGGACUACAAAGGGAGAAGAACAGGAAACUGCAAAGAAAGAUUUCAUAGACGCACUUAAGGUAUUGGAAGCGGAACUUGGAGACAAGCCUUACUUUGGUGGUGAGAGUCUCGGAUACGUUGAUGUUGCGCUUGUACCAUUCUAUUCUUGGUUUUAUGCCUAUGAAACCUGCGGCAACUUCAGCAUAGAGGCUGAGUGUCCGAAGUUCAUCGAAUGGGUAAAGAGGUGCCUCGAGAAAGAGUCUGUAUCGAAGUCGCUUCUUGAUGAGAAGAAGGUCUAUGAAUUCGUUUUGGUGCUCAAAAAGAAGUUUGGUAUUGAGUAGAAGGAACAGAUAUGUUUCAUUUCCUGUUUAUGUCAAAAGUGUGUUCUGAAGUAUUCAAAAUAAAUGGCAUUUAGAUGUGCCCGUGCUUUGCUUUGGUUAUAACUUAGAUUGUGUGUCUGUAUUUUCUUUUCUGUAUUUAUUUUGUGGAGGAAUAUACAUUUUCUUUCUCCUUUA